AUGGGCAGAGCAAAGAUUGAGAUUAAAAGAAUAGAAAAUCCAUCAAAUAGGCAGGUUACCUUCUCCAAGAGGAGAGUUGGCCUUCUCAAGAAAGCUCAAGAGCUUUCCGUUUUAUGUUCAGUUGAUGUUGGUCUUGUUAUAUUCUCUAGCAAUGGAAAGCUAUUCACACAUCCUGAAUCUUCAAAUCUAGAACGAAUUUUAAAAAGAUACUAUUUGGAAGAAGGGAGAUUUCGUGGAGACCCAAAUACUUCCUUCCAUUUCAAACAUUUACAAGCUGAGAAUGAGAGACUUCACACUGCUAUUAGUCAUUUCAUGGGGGAGAAUCUUACUCAACUUACACCAAAGGAUCUGGACAAUCUUGAAGAUGAUCUCAAUACUUCAAUAUCUAGGGUCAGAUCAAAGAAACAUGAAACUAUGAACCAGCUUAUUCAGCGAGAGGAGCAGAGUCUACUGAAGAUUCAAGCAGCUGAAAGAGAGAGUGACGUUCUGCGAGAGAGAUUUGCCCGUCUGCAAAAAUUGGUGGAUAAUUGUUAUGGAGGGCCUGCAUUGGAUAAAGUAUUUGGGCAAGAUGAGGAAAACUCUUUUAAUUUGCUCCCCUCAAUUCCUUUUCUUCGUCCGCAGCCAUGUCAAAUAAAUUUGAGAGAACCAGAUCAGUAUCUACAGACCGAACUACGUUUGGGAUUUGGCAGCUUUGAUGAAAGCAAGUGA
Cryptomeria japonica (Japanese cedar) is the source of this 708-nucleotide messenger RNA. Its product is annotated as truncated transcription factor CAULIFLOWER A. The transcript has 9 exons. NCBI's taxonomy places the organism in Eukaryota, Viridiplantae, Streptophyta, Pinopsida, Cupressales, Cupressaceae. The record is from RefSeq and is a predicted model, not a curated record. The coding region runs from base 1 to 708 and encodes 235 amino acids. Gene Ontology annotation, molecular function: RNA polymerase II cis-regulatory region sequence-specific DNA binding; protein dimerization activity; DNA-binding transcription factor activity, RNA polymerase II-specific. Gene Ontology annotation, cellular component: nucleus. Gene Ontology annotation, biological process: positive regulation of transcription by RNA polymerase II.